UUCUACUGUUUUUAGCAAUAUUUUUCUGCGCUUUUCAGAGGUCUGGUGGCUAUGGCGGCUUCCUCCUUAUUCUCAGCAGCUGUAAGAAGGCUUGAAGGGAAGGUUGCGAUCAUCACCGGCGGUGCCAGCGGUAUUGGUGAGUGCACCGCAAGAAUCUUCACCAGGCAUGGAGCAAAAGUGGUGAUCGCCGACAUCCAAGACGAUUUAGCCAAAUCCGUCUGCAACGAUAUCGGCCCUGAAUCUGCUUCCUUUGUCCACUGCGACGUGACCAAGGAAGGGGACGUUAAAAAUGUGGUCGAUACCACUGUGUCUAAGUUCGGAAAGCUUGAUAUUAUGUUCAAUAACGCUGGUAUUCUUGGUGGUGAUGCGAAACCCGACAUUCUGGAUAACGACAUCUCCGAGUUCGAACAGGUCUUCAGGGUGAACGUCGCGGGAGUUUUCCUAGGGACAAAACACGCGGCACGCAUGAUGAAACCGGCUCGUCGCGGCAGCAUAAUCAAUACCGCCAGCAUCUGCUCAGUUACAGGCGGCGUUGCCUCUCACGCCUACACCAGCUCAAAGCACGGCGUGUUGGGGCUGACCAGGAAUGCUGCGGUGGAGCUGGGACAGUAUGGGAUCAGGGUGAACUGUGUGUCACCGUACCUGGUACCAACUCCGUUGGCUAAGAACUUCUUCAAGAUGGAUGAUGAAGAGUGCCUUAACGUGUAUAAGAAUCUGAAGGGGGCAAAUCUGGAGCCGGUGGAUGUGGCAGCCUCGGCGCUUUUCUUGGCGAGCGAUGAGUCUAAGUACGUGAGUGGGCACAGUUUGAUCAUUGAUGGGGGCUUUACCAUCACCAAUUGUGGUUUCUCCAUUUUUGGUCAAGAUGAGAUGAAUGAGUGAUUUAUUUUGCGGCAAAAGGUGCAGAUCACCCCCUAAACUCAACAACUGGUGGCAAAUCACCCCCUCAACUCACUUGCAGUGGCAAAUCAACCCCUCUCUUAACGUUUCUGUUAACAUUUAACAGUUUGCACAUCAGCCCUUCCUCUGGGUCUGACGUGGCCUUGUUUUUGCUGAGAUAGAUGCUGAGAUGGAGGUGCCACCUAGACAAAUACCCCAG
This is a messenger RNA of Rubroshorea leprosula, 1096 nucleotides long. Lineage: Eukaryota; Viridiplantae; Streptophyta; Magnoliopsida; Malvales; Dipterocarpaceae. The record is from the annotation of a GenBank genome assembly.